AAUAAGUAAUGUAAACAUAUCAAUAAUUACCAGGAAGCUCUACAUUUGUUUUAAAAUCACACUAAGAUUGUUAAAACUGGCCUCGGGUUAUUGAGAGAUCUGAUUUAGGAUUUACCCUCGUAGCAAGGUUGUUUUAUCAUGUGGUUUCAUUCGGGUCUCUAUUUUAAAAUAACACUGUCUUUGUGUUAUUUUGGCAACCAGUCAGUUUGGCAGGAGAAAGGCCAGACUCGGAGGAACCAGAGCCAGGGACGUCCAAACUAGCAAGACGACACCACUGCUCCCACUGUGGAAAGAGUUGUAACCGGUUAUGGGACCUGAAACAGCAUGAGACAAUGCACACAGGGGAGAAGCCUUACCACUGUUCCCAGUGUGGAAAGAGUUUUCACCAGAAAGCACACCUGAAAGCACACGAGAGAAUACACACAGGAGAGAAGCCUUACCACUGCUCCCAAUGUGGAAAGUGUUUCAACCAGUCAGGGGGGCUGAAACUACAUGAGAGAAUACACACAGGAGAGAAGCCUUACCAAUGCUCCCAAUGUGGAAAGUGUUUUGUCCGUUCGGGGGAGCUGAAACAACAUGAGAGAAUACACACGGGAGAGAAGCCUUACCACUGCUCCCAAUGCGGAAAGGUGUUCGUCCGUUCGGGGGGGCUGAAACUACACGAGAGAACCCACACAGGGGAGAAGCCUUACCACUGCUCCCAGUGUGGAAAGUGUUUCGUCUGUUCGGGGGAGCUGAAACAACACGAUAGAAUACACACGGGAGAGAAGCCUUAUCACUGCUCCCAAUGUGGAAAGUGUUUCGUCCGUUCGGGGGAGCUGAAACUACACGAGAGAAUCCACACAGGGGAGAAGCCUUACCAUUGCUCCCAGUGUGAAAAGAGUUUCAGCCGGAAAGCAUUCCUGAACCAACACGAGAUAAUCCACACAGGGGAGAAGCCUUACCACUGCUCCCAUUGUGGAAAGUGUUUCAACCAGUCGGGGGAGCUGAAACAACAUGAGAGAAUACACACAGGAGAGAAGCCUUACCACUGCUCCCAGUGUGGAAAGAGUUUCAACCGGAAAGCAAACCUGAAACGGCACGAGAGAAUACAUACAGGAGAGAAGCCUUACCACUGCUCCCAAUGUGGAAAGUGUUUCAUCCGGUCAGGGGAGCUGAAACAACAUGAGAGAAUACACACAGGAGAGAAGCCUUACCACUGCUCCCAGUGUGGAAAGAGUUUCAACCGGAAAGCAAACCUGAAACGGCACGAGAGAAUACAUACAGGAGAGAAGCCUUACCACUGCUCCCAAUGUGGAAAGUGUUUCAUCCGGUCAGGGGAGCUGAAACAACAUGAGAGAAUACACACAGGGCAGAAGCCUUACCUCUCCUCCCAGUGCAAAGCUUUUGCCCAUUUAGGAAGCCUGAAAGAACACAUUAGACUGCACACAUAGGAGAAGGCUUAGAAAAGCUCAGACUGUGGGAUAACAUAUUACUCAUAACAGUCAUUUAAACAUCAUUAGAGAAUCCACACAGGAAAGAGAAAUUACUUCUCUUAGCGUGUAUAUUGAUAUACAUCACAUUGACUUAAAAUUCAUCAGAGAACAUACACAGUGCUCCCGUUGUCUUAUAUUGUUGACUGACAAUGUGUUUACCUGUCUUUACCAGAUGAAAUGAAAUGGUACAGGGUAUACUCAAACAUAUAUUUGUUUGUUUUUAUUAGAAAACAUGAAUUGACUAUGGAGUCUGUCAGUUUGAAUAUAAAGAAGAUCAGGUUCCUUCUUUUAAACUGUCCUUUUUUAAACUCUAUGUGUGUUUAUCUGGGUGUGUCAUUCCUCCAGCACUACAGAUAAUCAAGUGAUAUUUGGAUGUGAUGCAUUUGUUCCAUUGUUGACAUUUGCAUUGUUGGCCCACUGAUGAUUUAAUGACAUGAAAAUGUUCAGACUCUGUAAUGGAAAAUGUUAGUUGUAUGUGUGUCCACAUAGUAUGUGACUAACCUUGUGAAACUCCUAUUAUAAUCUCCUGUUUUUAGGACUAUCAUUCUGUGUUGCAAAUCAAUUUACACCUGUGUCCUUGUAUGAAUAAAGUCCCGCCCAGGCACAGGAAACUAUAAAGAUAUGUGCUCAUCACCCAAUGCUUCAGGAAUUCAGACUGUCUACACUGCACUGUGUAACUCUGUUAUUCUCUCUGAGCUCAGAAAUAAAGAGUCUUGGUUUGA
This is a messenger RNA of Oncorhynchus kisutch (coho salmon), 2197 nucleotides long. RefSeq names its product zinc finger protein 420-like. Gene Ontology annotation, molecular function: DNA-binding transcription factor activity, RNA polymerase II-specific; RNA polymerase II cis-regulatory region sequence-specific DNA binding. The record is from RefSeq and is a predicted model, not a curated record. Gene Ontology annotation, biological process: regulation of transcription by RNA polymerase II. Lineage: Eukaryota; Metazoa; Chordata; Actinopteri; Salmoniformes; Salmonidae.